AUGCGGGGAGACACCAGGACACCCCUUGUGCUCGUUUCGCGGGGUUCGACCCAACCAACCACGACGGCUGCUCGACGCGCCGUGCCUGCUCCGCUCUUCCCGUAUCUGCGUACUUGUCUAUCUUUCGACGAAAGCGCUAAUCGAAUAUCGCAAUUCAGGCGGGCGGCGACGCUCGAAGAUCGCAUGCACCAUCUGGAGACGCUCAUUCAGGCUAUUCCACCUGCCGUAUUCGCUGCCGGGGGAAGCACCACCACAAGCAGGCUCUCACCGAUUGACCCUACCACGAAUCCACACGCGUCGUUUGCGUCGUCGACACAUAUCUUUCCUACGGCGGUGCCGCCGCCGUCGCUUAGCUCUUAUCCACUCAUGAACCCAUCGACAUUCUUCGCGCCCGUGAAGGCGGCGCGAAACCGUAGCCCGGGAAGCGUACCAAACGCGGGUCCAGAAAACAUUGUAGAGGAGCCUCCGCGCAUCGCAUUGUCGUCCUCGUAUUUGUAUUUUGACGAUGAAGGUUAUACGCGUUGGCAGGGCGAGACAUCUGGGCUGCCAUUGUUAGAUUUAUUGGUUGAGAAGAGGGGUGUCGUGCCGAAACCGGACCCCGAGAAAGUGGCAGGGAUGCAGGUACAAGCUUGGACGAGCCAAAAUGGCCAUGCGCAGGCGGCGAUGGGCGAUUGGUUCCCGGACAGGACGUCGAAGAGGACGGACAAUAAUCCGGAGAUGAUUUGGAAGCUUAUCACGUCGUUCAUUGCUCCGGAACUCAUGGAUAGCUUGGUGCAGUGUUUCCUGUCGACAUCAUAUUACUUAAUGCCUUUCCUUCAUGUGCCGACAUUCCUUGCGGAUUACGGUAACCCUCGAAAAUGGGGCGAGCCUGGAUUUGCGAGCUUCAUCGUAGCUAUAUGCUGUCUCUCAUCAAGACAUAUCGACGACCCUCGCGUCCGUGCGGACCCAGCUGAUGGCAAUAGUGCUGGCGCACAGUGGUUUGACCUCUUCGGGCGGUUGCGGACGCUCCCGAGUGCCGAUCGGCCGACCAUUUACACCGUGCAAGGCGUACUCAUCGCAGGCGUGUACGCGGUGGGCUCAGGCAAGCUGUCUAGAGCGUUCGGCUUGCUCUCAGAGGCGGUGACGCUUUCCAUCGAUAUCGGCCUUCACCGCUCGGUGGACGACUAUGACGUCUUCGACGCAAUCGAAGACGAGGUCCGGAAGCGCACGUUCUGGUGCGUAUAUCUAUGGGACAAGCAGGCGAGUUCGUACUUUGGCCGUCCGCCCAUGAUUCGCCUACGCGAUUGCGAUGUUGGCGAGCCGGCUAUCGUGGAUGACGAAUGCAUCACGCGCGAUGGCGUCGGUGUGCAGCCUGCCGAGACCGAAAGUCGCAUGAGCGCAUUCGUGAGCUGCGUGCGUACCUUCGUCGUGCUGGAGUCCGUGGUCGAUAUCCCGCCCCCAUGCAACUUUAGCGAUGGGUCCUCACCAUUCUUAGCGCGCGCGACGGCCGUGCUCGGCCCUUUCAAGCGCGCGAAGGAGCUCUGCGAGGAAGAGGCGCUGUUGGACGAGAUCGUGCGAUCGAUACCGCCCCAUUGGGCGCAUUCGGUGGAGACGAUGAUGAGCGACGAUGUAUUGCGGGUGACACAGGCGAGCCGGCUGCACUGCGCGCAGCAGUAUGUGCGGAUGCUCAUCCACCGGCAUCGGUUCUCGGAGAUGGUCGCGGAGCGGACACAGGGCCAGUAUGCGGGCGAGCAAACGGAAGCAGAGAGCGAGGCGAUGCGGGCGGCGCAUGCGUGUGCACUGCAGAUCGUCUCGUCCCAUUUGCAUAUCGCGGCGAAAGGUCUGAUGACGUACUACGGCGUGCAUGUCAUCCAUCAGCUCACUGCUGCCGGCCGCACGUUGGUCGCCAUCUUGUUGUGUUGUCAUCCGGAGCGGAUGCAACCGCUGAUUGCCCCUGGCCUGGAAGCGCUGCGUUCGUGUGUCGGCUUGUUGAAGCGUUUCAGUGGCCGCUAUGUUUGUGGGCAGCGGUCAGGCGACCUUAUGGAGGAAUUCUGUAGAUUGACGCAAAUCCCACUGGAAGGGUCGCGCAACGUUGAGACACCCGGGCCUAGCAACCGCCCGCCCUGGGUACGCCCGGCGCGCAAGAAAACACCCUCGAGCGCACGGUCCCCUGCGAACUCUGCGGACUCACCUUCACAUCAUGGAAGCCCAGAAGAGUUCUCAACAAACGAUGCGUUCCUUGAUCUGCGGGGCACGAGCCAGGAACCUGCACCCUUCUCCCCAUCGGCAAAUCCAUCGACUCAGAACGUCGCGCAUGCGCUCUCACAAAACGCCUUCGGACUGGGAGGCCACUCCAACGGCGCGGUGCCCACCUUCAUGGACACCCCCGGCGGUAUGGACAUGAUGAACACCGACAGCACGCUUUCGAUGUCUGCGAAUGACAUUUUGGCCCUCUUCAACGAAGGCAAUGUGGAUAUGACCUCGCUGUUGAUGUCGCCGAAUCUGGGCGGGACGACGGAAUCUCAUGGUGGUGGUACGUUCUACAGUAUGACACCUACAGCGAACGGUAACGGCGCUGUGGGCAUGGUCUCGCCAUAG
Messenger RNA from Laetiporus sulphureus 93-53, 2577 nucleotides. RefSeq lists its product as uncharacterized. Gene Ontology annotation, biological process: DNA-templated transcription. The transcript has 5 exons. NCBI's taxonomy places the organism in Eukaryota, Fungi, Basidiomycota, Agaricomycetes, Polyporales, Laetiporaceae. The coding region runs from base 1 to 2577 and encodes 858 amino acids. The record is from RefSeq and is a predicted model, not a curated record. Gene Ontology annotation, molecular function: DNA binding; zinc ion binding.